UCACAAUGGCGGGUAAAGGCAGAUUCCGAAUUCCGACCGCGGCUGAAAUGCAAACACUUGAAAGUCACGAUCCAAAAGUGGAGUCAUUAUUCAAACGGAAGGUACCCACAGUGACUCAAGCCUCUGAGCGCAAAAAAAUAAACCAAUUUGAGUCAAAUCAAGGCGGUAGUUUACCAAAGGUGCCAAUGCGUGAAACGUCAGGUGACUUAUUAAAGGGGAAAGACACCAGUAAUAGCGGUGCUACUGCUCAUGCAACAGUGAACAACAAGUCGUCUGAGAUUGGUCAGUCAAAAAGUAACAUUGACAAUUCUGACGCCAAGCAAUGUGAGUCAGUCCUUCGUAAAGAUGCAGUUUUACAGCCUAUUGCUAAAUCCACGAAAUCAAACUGUAUUCUUGUGAAUCCGAGACAGCGUGGGAAUCCAAUUAUAAAACACGUUCGAAAUAUUCCGUGGGAAUUUGGUGACACUCCUGCUGAUUACGAAGUGGGUAAGGCUGCCUGCGCGCUUUAUUUGAGUGUGCGCUACCACCAACUUAAUCCUGAAUACAUUCACGAACGCCUGAAAAAACUGGGGCGGAGUUACGAUUUGCGUGUGCUGUUAGUGCAGGUGGACGUGAAAGAUCCUCACCAUGCGCUGAAAGAACUUGCCAAGAUCUGUAUUCUUGCAGACUGUACCCUUAUUUUGGCAUUCAGCACAGAAGAGGCAGGGCGUUAUCUGGAAACAUAUAAAAUUUACGAGAACAAACCGCCAGAUGCUGUCAUGGAGAAAAGUGAGCAGAACUUUUUGGCAAAAUUUACAGACUGCCUUACAUCUGUGAAAUCUGUGAACAAAACUGAUUGUAUGACACUGUUGACAAGCUUCGGAAGUUUUGAGAAAGUGUCGAAGGCUUCUGUUGAAGAUUUGACUCUUUGCCCUGGAAUUGGUCCCCAAAAAGCUCAGAGACUUUCUAAUGUUCUUCACGAACCAUUCCUCAAAGAACGACGACGAAAAACAGAAAACCUUACAGAAAAACAAAAAAGUGAUGAACCUGAGGAAGAGAUUUCUAUAUCUGCUGUCCAGAGUGCUAGCAAAUCAUGAUGAAAACAAUUCAUUAUAUUUUAUUCAUUUAAAUUUGAUACUCCAUUAAUUCUCACAUUCAAGAACUGACAUUUAAAAUAUUAUCAUAUAUCAAUACAUUUAAAUAACUUUUAUAAUAUUGUAACAUAUGUAAAUUAUGGAUAAA
Molecule: messenger RNA, 1221 nt
Organism: Liolophura sinensis
Lineage: Eukaryota; Metazoa; Mollusca; Polyplacophora; Chitonida; Chitonidae
Product: DNA excision repair protein ERCC-1-like
Exons: 1
Coding region: 6-1076 (356 amino acids)
Biological process (GO): UV-damage excision repair; mitotic recombination
Cellular component (GO): nucleotide-excision repair factor 1 complex; ERCC4-ERCC1 complex; nucleus
Molecular function (GO): single-stranded DNA binding; damaged DNA binding
Source: RefSeq, a predicted model, not a curated record